AUGGGCAACCUGGAAGAAUCCCGCUCUCUGAGCGCUCCUCCUACUUCAUCCCCGAAAACCCCUAAUCGGCUGGUUCAUCCACUUUCAACACAGCUGUUCCCUCCUCCUCCAGCCCCUCAGCACCAAACAUUAUCGUUGAAACAUUCGUGGAGAAGGAGGUGGUCGAAGAGCACCCGGUCCACAAGAAAAGAUAUGCAUGUACUGCUCGAUAAGGGGAUGGAACUCAAAUCUGUUCGAAUAUCGACCAGCUCGAAUAAGCGGAUAAUCGUUCCGGCAACUCCAACUACAACCACAGAUAGUUCGCUGGGACUUGCUUCACCAGAACAAGAACAAGAACAGACUUUGCCACCUACAGAGGAUAACGCAAAUGAUGCAACAUCCUCUUGA
Molecule: messenger RNA, 387 nt
Organism: Rhizoctonia solani
Lineage: Eukaryota; Fungi; Basidiomycota; Agaricomycetes; Cantharellales; Ceratobasidiaceae
Exons: 3
Coding region: 1-387 (128 amino acids)
Source: RefSeq, a predicted model, not a curated record